GGUGUAUGGUGACAGUAUUGGAGAUGGAGGUGGUGAUGUCAGCAGAGGAGGUGGGAGGGAAGAUUGGAACACCUACUCCCUAUGUCGAAGUGUCCUCUCCAGGCCAGAGAAGGACCCUUCAGAACCAGGUCUCUGCCGUUAGUCACGCUGCUGCUUCUACUUCUACUGCCUCCCCUCACAACCAGCCCAGAGCAGCCUCCUCUUCUACCAGAGACCCAGCAGGCAGAGGAGACUCCAGGAAGAAGACUCUGAUAGUAGUCCCCAUCGCCUGCCUCAGCCCCUACCAGACUAAAUGGACCAUCAGGGCCCGGGUCACCAAAAAGAACAACAUCCUUCCUUGGAGCAACUUAAGACGAGAGGGAAAAUUAUUCUCCUUCGAGAUCGUGGACGAGAGCGGGGAGAUCGGAGUAACAGCCUUCGACAAGGAAGUGGACAAGUUCUUCUCUUUGCUGGAGACGGGCAAGAUGUACUACAUCUCACAGGGCAAAUUAAAGGAAGCCAAUAAGAAGUAUAAUACCCUGAAGAACAACUAUGAGAUGAUCCUUCUAAGUGAGACAUCCAUCGUGCCGUGCGAGGACGACCAGGACCUUCCCAUGGUGGAGUGCGACUUCAUACUCAUCGCUCAGCUGGAGCACAUGGAGAAGGACGACAUCAUCGAUGUGAUAGGAGUGUGUAGGAGUGUGGAUGAUCUGAGUAGUUUCACCGCUAAGACAGGUAGACAGCAGUAUAAAAGAGACAUUCACCUGGUGGAUACCAGUGGCAAGGCGGUCGCAGUCACACUGUGGGGCGAGCAGGCAGAGAUGUUUGAUGGUUCAGUCCAGCCUAUAGUAGCUGUUAAAAGAGCUCGCCUGUCAGACUUUGGAGGCCAGUCUGUCUCUGCGAUCUUCAGCUCCGCUGUCAUGGUCAACCCUGAAAUACCUGAGGCCCAUAGGCUGAGGAGAUGGUAUGAUCAGGAAGGUCAUGCUCUGGACGGCCAAUCACUGACCGAAUUGAGGCCUGCAGGAGGCGGAGCCAACACUUGCUGGAAAACACUCAGCGACGUCAAGACUGAACAACUGGGACAAGGAGACAAGGCGGAUUAUUUCAGCUGUGUAGCCACAGUGUUGUUUAGUGGUAAGGAAAGCUGUCUGUACCAGGCCUGUCCCUCUGCAGAUUGUAAGAAGAAGGUAAUAGAACAACCAAAUGGACUCUACCACUGUGAGAAGUGUGACAAACAAUUCCCUAACUACAAAUACUGCGUCAUGCUGUCUGCUAACAUAGCAGACUUCAGUGAUAACCAGUGGGUGACAUGUUUCCAUGAGACAGCAGAGGGCAUUCUGGGUCACAAUGCAGAGACUCUGGGCCAGCUUAAAGAUACGGAUGAGGCAGCGUUUGACGAGUUGUUCCAGAAGGUCAACUUCACCACACACAUCUUCCGCAACAGAGUCAAGCUGGAGACGUACAACGAUGAGUCCCGUGUGAAGGCCAUGGUGAUGGAGGUGAAACCAGUGGACCACAGAGAGUACAGCAGGAGACUCAUCAGCAACAUCAGGAAUAUGGCCGCCUAAAGAAUUCUUACUUUUAUUGUGUUACUUUUUAUUUUUAUUUGACUAUUUUUACUUUAAUUUAUUUAGUAAUUAUUUUCUUAAGUCUUUUUUGAAAGUGAAUUGUCAGUUAAGGGCUUGUAAGUAAGCAUUUCACCGUAAGGUUAUACUCUAUUGUAUUCGGAGCAUGUGACGAAUUUGAUUUGAUUUAAACAUUAACCAUUAGAGGGAACAAUUCAGAACUGAUCUAAGAUCAGUGUUUAGGGGAAACUCAACCUCACACCCAGAAUUAUACACUGAACUGAACAAAUUGGCUGCCUAAACACAGAGCCAGCUGACAUUCAUACUGUCUGGUCCUGUAUCUCUACAAUUAAGCCACAAAAUUGCAGAAACUGAACAAGGAUAUAUUUUAUUUUAUUUUUCUCCAUUUGAUCUAAUUUACAUUUGAUUAUAGACUAAAUAAAUAGUCUAUAUGUCACGUAGAGUAGGCCAGAAGGCCUAACUGAAAAACCUGACCUCUAUCAAAUAAAAAGAUGGCGUAGCCGCAAAAGUA
Messenger RNA from Oncorhynchus nerka (sockeye salmon), 2076 nucleotides. RefSeq names its product replication protein A 70 kDa DNA-binding subunit-like. Gene Ontology annotation, molecular function: damaged DNA binding; single-stranded telomeric DNA binding. NCBI's taxonomy places the organism in Eukaryota, Metazoa, Chordata, Actinopteri, Salmoniformes, Salmonidae. The record is from RefSeq and is a predicted model, not a curated record. The transcript is spliced from 13 exons. Gene Ontology annotation, cellular component: nucleus; DNA replication factor A complex. Bases 6 to 1547 code for a protein of 513 amino acids. Gene Ontology annotation, biological process: double-strand break repair via homologous recombination; telomere maintenance via telomerase; nucleotide-excision repair.